CGAUGUUGCACCAUCUUCAACUCUUCCCGGGAUCCAGGGUUUUUCGAGAAAAGGUCCCAUCCUUCAAUAUCAUGAUUGGGUCGACUCGACCAGGCCAGAUCAUGAGUGAAUAGAAAAUCGAAAACGUACAUAGCUGUUCCAGCUGAAAUACUUGGAAUAAUUCUACCACUUCUACUAGGAGUAGCCUUUUUAGUGCUAGCUGAACGUAAAGUAAUGGCUUUUGUGCAACGUCGAAAGGGUCCUGAUGUAGUGGGAUUGUUCGGAUUGUUACAACCUCUAGCAGAUGGUUCGAAAUUGAUUCUAAAAGAACCUAUUUCACCAAGUAGUGCUAAUUUCUCCCUUUUUAGAAUGGCUCCAGUGGCUACAUUUAUGUUAAGUCUGGUCGCUCGGGCCGUUGUACCUUUUGAUUAUGGUAUGGUAUUGUCAGAUCCGAACAUAGGGCUACUUUAUUUGUUUGCCAUAUCUUCGCUAGGUGUUUAUGGAAUUAUUAUAGCAGGUCGGUCUAGUAAUUAGGGGGCGGCCGUUCGGUCGCCUAUGAUACUAGGACCAAUAGGUCAAAAAUGGGUUUGUGCCGCAGGUGUUGAACGAUCUACUCUACACAGGUGUGGGCUUACAAGGGCUAGGGCUUAUAAACCCUUUCUUUCAU
Hevea brasiliensis (rubber tree) is the source of this 646-nucleotide messenger RNA. RefSeq names its product NADH-ubiquinone oxidoreductase chain 1. Gene Ontology annotation, molecular function: NADH dehydrogenase activity. Bases 214 to 513 code for a protein of 99 amino acids. Gene Ontology annotation, biological process: aerobic respiration. Gene Ontology annotation, cellular component: membrane. The record is from RefSeq and is a predicted model, not a curated record. NCBI's taxonomy places the organism in Eukaryota, Viridiplantae, Streptophyta, Magnoliopsida, Malpighiales, Euphorbiaceae. The transcript has a single exon.